GACCUCGUUGCCUUCAACGCCGCGCUCCACGCUUGCGGCCGCGCGGGGCAGCCGGCGGCAGCCGCGGAGCUGCUGCAGGCCAUUCGCGCGGCGCGCCUCGCCCCCGACGCGGUCUCCUUCGGCGCCGCCAUCGCGGCGGCGGAGAAGGCGGGCGGCUGGCAGCUGGCGCUGGGGCUGCUGGGAGGGAUGGCCGCCGCGGCGGUCAGGGUGGACGUCGUCGCCACCAGCGCGGCCGUCAGCGCCUGCAAGAAGGGGGCCCGCUGGCAGCAGGCGCUGGCGCUGCUCGCAGGCUGCCGCGCGUCGCGGCUGCAGCCCGACGCGAUCGUGCUGAGCGCCGCCGCCAGCGCGUGUGAGAAGGCCGGCAGGUGGCGGGCCUGCCUGGCGCUGCUCUGCGCCGCGGAGCGCGAGGGCCCCUUCCCGAACGCGGUCACCUACGACGUCGUGCUCCUGGCACUGAGCAGGGCCGCGGCCUGGCAGGACGGCCUGGCGCUGCUGGCGCGCCGCGCCCGCCAUGGCUGGCGCCCCGAGCGCAACACCCUCACGGCCACCGUGCGGCUGUUGUCCGCGCAGACCGUGCCGCCCAGCGCCGCGGGCUGGGGCCUGUGCCUCCUCGGCGGCGGGGGCUCGCUGGGCCGCGGCGAGCUGGAGGAGGCAGCCCGCCGCCUGGACGCCGCCCG
This is a messenger RNA of Prorocentrum cordatum, 677 nucleotides long. NCBI's taxonomy places the organism in Eukaryota, Dinophyceae, Prorocentrales, Prorocentraceae. The record is from the annotation of a GenBank genome assembly.